This is a messenger RNA of Perca fluviatilis (European perch), 4454 nucleotides long. Its product is annotated as calcium homeostasis modulator protein 6. Gene Ontology annotation, molecular function: monoatomic cation channel activity. The transcript has 2 exons. NCBI's taxonomy places the organism in Eukaryota, Metazoa, Chordata, Actinopteri, Perciformes, Percidae. The record is from RefSeq and is a predicted model, not a curated record. Bases 85 to 702 code for a protein of 205 amino acids.
UUAGCUGUUGCCAAUGUGUUCACAACGGUGGACCCUCUUUUGGGCUUUUUACAGCGAUUGUCUUCAUUUUUCGCUCAAUCUAGUAUGGAAAGUAGACAACAAUGGCUUACCAGGCUGAAAAAUGAACUUAGCAACAGUCCUCUGGUAUCAAAUGUGGCUUUUGGCUUUAUCCUCAUGGGACUAGAGAAGCUGGUGGAGCUGGAGUUUGAGUGUCCUUGCAACCCUACAUGGAACGGAGUAUUUUCAUCAGCAUUCUUCAUAAUUCCUGCCGUCAUGGCCUUCACCUUGAUGCUGAUCAUUCAAGGAUGCAGAUGUGAUAUGUGGUGCCGGAAACCUGUUACCCUCUCCAGUUUCGUUCCUGCUAUCGUGUGGCUGAUUUUGUUGUUCCUCGAUGGCCAAUACUUUGCUUGUGCUAUGACAGACUGGGAGGGUAGAUUUGUACUAGUUGACAAGGCAGCUCCGCAGAAGUGGUGUGAGCCAAUUAGUGAGGGAGAUGUCACCCCACAAGAGCUAAUGCUCCGCUCACAGCAGCUGUUUGUUUUUUCUCAGGUUAUAGGCAUAAUCCUGCUCAUUUUCAUCUGUGUGGGUCUCGUAGUGUAUGUAAUCAGAGAAAGCUGCGAACAAGAGGUGGAGAUGGAGGAUGCAGAUGUAGCCGAGCUCACUGUGCUCAGGAUGAGUUCUCUGCGGACCAGGACAUCGUGAGAGGACUUACACCGCCCACCACACCUGCCCUGCUGGCAUGGACACUUUGUAAAUACCCUGAACAGACUUUACUAUGACUUUUAUAUAACUAUUGUCAAUAAGUGUUGUUUCAAAGUAUUUCCCUAAACUAAUUGGACAUAGGUCUGUGAAUGGGCAGUGAUGCUGCCCUAUGAAGUUUCCGUAAAUAUGAGUAUUAUUGAGAACAGUCUUUCUAUUUUUUUUCUGUAUUACCAUUGAAAAUGUAACCAGUCUUGUGUCUGUGUUCAACUCAUACUUGUGCAGCGACUUAUUCCUUUUUACCUGUCUUCUAAGGAAUAGUUUGAUGUUUUGGGGAAAUAUGCUUGUUUGCUUUUUGGGUUAGAGGAGAAGAUCGAUACCACUCUUCAGUAAAUAUGAAGCUACAGACAGCAGCCGGUUAGCUUAGUUUAGCAUGGAAGGACUGGAAAUAGGGGGAAACAGCCAGCCUGGCUCAGUCCAAAGGUAACACAAUGCUUGCUAGCACCUCUAAAGGUCACUAAUUCAUCCGUUAUAUCUCGUAAGUUUGAGCCGUACAAGUGUAAAAACAAUCAUUUGCUUUUUGACAAGGGGUUAUGUGCUGGACUAUUUCUUGCAUGAGAGCAGUUGCCAGGCAACCAGUGGAGACUCUAGGAAAUUACUGCAAGAAAUAGUCCGGCAUAUAACCCUCUAUAAAACAGGGAAUUAUAUUGUUCCCCCUAUUUGCAUGCAUUAUGCCAUCUGACCGGCUGCUGACUCCAGUUUCAUAUUUACCGGACAGACAUAGGAGUGGUAUUGAUCUUCCCAUCUAAGUCUCAGUAAGAAAGCAAAUAAGCAUAUUUCCCAAAAUGUCAAACUAUUCAUUUAAAGUGAUAUUUCACUUUGGCACAUUUUAUGUGUUUAUUCGACAUGAAUUGUGAGCCAGCAGCUCUGAGAAACUCAGUUAGUACUGCUCUCUCCCUUUCAACUUUUUAUUCCUUGAAAAUAGCAUUUCAGUUUUUUUAAUCUGAAAGUUUUUUCGUGCCUUUUGUAUUAGUUUUAUUCACACAAGUGGAAUCCACCAGGCAGCUAAUAUUGAUCUGACUAAUAUUAGUUGACUUGUACUAUUGUUUGAGAUGUGUGUGCCAAAAAUGAAAAUGUUCCAUCAAGGUGAAAUUUCACUUAAAAUAAUUUUGUUUUCCCUCCUGGGUUGUGUCAAGGAGUCUCCAGAGUUAUGGAGGGUCGGACCCCCGUCAUUUCUAAUCCUACCUAACAGUGACGAUUCAGACUGAAUUGAUAUUCCUAAUGAUUUACCUGUUUGACAGCUAGAGAUGUAAAAUCAUGUACAUUUUGAUUUGUAUCAUGGCUGCAACCAGCCAAUAGCAGCAUGUAGAAACAAAUUCUGUAACAGAAUCUGCAGUAAGUUUUUUAUUAUUAUUUUGUAAUAAAAGAAUUUAUUUAUUUAAGAAAAACCCUCAGGGAUUUUGUACAGUCAUGUCAUAAUAGCAUUUAGUUAGCAGAUAGUUUCCACAAACCUGCAGUCUUGGGAAUUUGAGUUUGUCUUAAAGUGUGGUAGGUUUUACUGUAACAUCUCUAUAGCAAGUGAAUUUUACAAAUACCAAUACACUGUGGGACAGAACAUGAUCAUUUGAAUUACAAAUACUGUGGUUUUGUCAUUCAAAGCAACACAUGGUAACAUUUGGAAUAUCCUUUCAACUUUGGGCUUAUAUUAAAUGCCAGACAUCCAAUACCUUAACACAGCUGAAACAGGGGCCCUUUGCAAAAAAAAGAACAGCUGAAUAAUCAGUGUAACACAUGCUACAAAUAGCAUAUCUUACAGGUGAAUGCAAAGACUGUCUGUAGAUUCUCAGGUGAACAACACUUUUGUGUCUUAGGACACUCUUUAUUCAGAACUUCAGGGACUGUGGUUUUGAGGCUGUAUUGGCUGAUCUCUGCAGCCUGGAUAUUCUGUACAGGUCUGCCAAAACCAACACAUACAGCAGUAGUGUAGCUCUGACUUGUAUUGUAGUUAUUUACAACAUUGCCUAAGUGCCAGUUAAGCCCAUUAAGUGUGGAAAUCAGGGCAGACCCUUCAUGUUUAUCAUGUGGGAGGGCUUAUUCAGGACUUCCUGUUUGGCCCUGAGGAAGUUGUUGUCUUUAUCCACUCUACUCCCCUAACUUGUAGACACAGCAGGGCAUCAUAUUAAUGACCAAAACUGGGACUCAGUGGAGUCUUGAAUUACUUUUCUUUCUUUCAUGAGCAAUGAACUGUUUGGAUGACCUUGACGGUAAAUUGUUCUUGCUCAGAUUAUCCGGCCUAUCACUCUUAUGACUCCCAGAGGUAAUUUGGCAAAUGCUGCAAGUAGCUCAAUUUUUUUGUACCAUGAAUUUCACCUACAAAAGUCACCAGAGACAUAUCCACAUUCAAUAAUUAAGGGACAGCUACAGGGGCAAUGGGAGAGGGAGACUUAAGCACAACAGCAACUUUCCAAAGCCAUAGAUCCUAUAUUACGUACGAGCCUUCAGGUCCAAAGUAUUCAUCACAAAUAACAUGCAACUGUUGUUUGGCAAAGAACUCACCUUCAGCUUUUAAUUCAAUUAAGAGCAUUCUUAAAAGCAAACCUGAGCCAGGUGUUCCUUAGUUACGUAAAGGCAAAGAGGGCUGCAUUUUCUCACACGUUAAGUACAAAUCAUAAUGCUUACUGUCUUUCACACUAUUAAUGAAGUUGAAGUUUAUGUUCACAUAAAGGCAUAAAGACAGUCAAACAGGCCUGAGAAAUAUCAAAAGUAAAAUUGUUCAUGUGGUGUGCAUGCCACUCCAGAACAUUGCUAGAAGAAACCAGAAAUACUGUAUUAGUUAAUAGCAUUCAAAAUCACUUGAUGUCUUUAUUUUUAAAAUGUUACAUCCAUGUUGAAAAAGUCAUUCUAAGAAUUGUUGGUGUGUAUUAUCUAAGCAUAGUGAUUUCUAAAAUGAAAUCUCUAAGCCAGGUGAUCAAACUAAAAUGAGAGAGGCUUCUCGUCAACACUGGAAUUAAUGUAAUUGCAUGCAUUGUAUGAAAAACCGAGAUUGUAAAGAUCCUACUGUAAAAACACAUUGAGGCUUAUACAAAGAAAGGAUUGAUGCAUAUAAGGGCCUAGUAUAGCUCUGGUGUCUCACUUUAAUCUUCAAGUGUGAAAUUGAAUCUGUUUAAAUCUAUACAAGCCUACACUUUGCUUGGAAGCUGUAAGAACAUGUAUCACCAAUACUGUGCAACACAGGAAAGUAUGUAGUAGUUUAAAAAUGUAAAAUAUAUUGUCCUACAGUGUAAGAGUGAAUUUGAAAAGUCUUGAAAAUCAGUGAAGCUAAGAGAUAAAAGCAAAUGCAUGCAAAGGUUAUUUCCACUGUGGGCUAAUUAAAGACCAACUCAUGAACAGUAUAAUUUAUAAAUGCUUUUAUUUUCUUCCCUCGAAUACAGCAAUGUUACUGUACAUUUUGGUAACCCUUUCUCCUAAAGGUUAACGUUGUUUCCAUGUGUACUCUGAUCUAAGUUUGCAGAUAUCUAGGGCCACAUAUUCAAAGAGUAUUGAUUGGUUGAUGUGAAACCCUGACUAGAUGUUUCAAAAUAAUGUAUUUGCCAACCUGCAUAGACAAAUUGCAUAAAGGUAUGACAUGUUUGUUUAUCCAGAGUAUGGGGUUGGUGAAAUAACAAUACUGUAAGAAUAUGGUGAAAACUAAAUAUAAUCAGCCUUAAACAUGUGUUCUUCCGUAUUGAUGAAAUAAAGAAUUAUAAAGCACCGAA